AUGUCUGCUGCCGCGACGACCGCGACGUGCCAGAAGGCGGGCGUCAUCUUCCUGCACGGCCUCGGCGACACGCCGGCGGGCUGGAGCGACAUCAAGCACCAGAUGGCGCAGCUGAAUCCGAAGCUCGCGUCGCCGGAGAUCACCUGGGACUUCCCCGCGGCGCCGGUGAUCCCCAUCUCGGUCAACGGCGGCGCGACGAUGCCCGGCUGGUUCGAUUUGUACGACUGGCCCAUCGACGUCACGGCGCCCGACGACCCCGCGGGGACGAUGCGGGCGGUGGAGACGAUCCGCGCGGCCAUCGCCAAGCUCGAGGCGGCGGGCGUGCCCACGGAGCGCAUCGUCGUCGGCGGCUUCAGCCAGGGCGGCGCCAUCGCGCUGAACACGGCCUACCGGCACCCCGCGAAGCUCGGCGGCUGCGUCGCGCUCAGCGGGUGGCUCAACAUGAAGGCCGACUUCGCGGAGGGCAAGGAGUUCCCGACGGAGGCGUCCAAGGCCACGCCCUGCCUCUGGGGCCACGGCGCCAUGGACGACAAGGUCCUCUUCCCCCACCAGAAGAUCGGCGUCGACCUCCUCACGGCCCGGGGCGUGACCGUGGACGCGUCGAACUACCCCAUGGGCCACAGCGCGCACCCCGAGGAGCUCGCCAAGCUCGCCGCCUUCCUCGCGGGCAUCCUCUUCCCCUAG
Messenger RNA from Aureococcus anophagefferens, 684 nucleotides. RefSeq lists its product as hypothetical. The transcript has a single exon. The coding region runs from base 1 to 684 and encodes 227 amino acids. The record is from RefSeq and is a predicted model, not a curated record. Gene Ontology annotation, molecular function: palmitoyl-(protein) hydrolase activity; carboxylic ester hydrolase activity. Gene Ontology annotation, cellular component: cytoplasm. NCBI's taxonomy places the organism in Eukaryota, Pelagophyceae, Pelagomonadales, Pelagomonadaceae. Gene Ontology annotation, biological process: protein depalmitoylation.